CGUCCCAGGACUCUCAACCGGAAGGGUGAAUGUAAACAAAGUAGUUGAGAUUUAGAAGUAGAGUAGACUGUUCUCUUCUAGUGUUACUGAAACAAUUGCUUGUAUUAAUUUUUUUUUUAUAAACUAUGUACACUAAUUAACGUUGGACCGACUAAGUGCUAAACCUGUUGAUUCAACGAUAUUCGUGUGUCGAAAAUGGAUUUCUUGCUAUCUUGCUGCUAGCGAGCGUUAGCUAAACUGCUAAUCUCACUGCGCUAGCUAAACGUUGAGCGUUAAUAAGCGACCAGCACCAAUGCCUCAAGAGGGAGAGCAGUCUCUUCCACUGGUUCGCUCCCUGAACAGUCGAAUACCGAUAAAUGCUGUGUUUCGUAACCUCAGUCCCCGUGUCGUACGACCACUAUGGAUCGAUUACCGCGGAGAACCCCGGGCAUAUGUUGAUUUACAGCCAGGAACGGGACGAGAAAUGUCGACAUUUGUCGGUCACCCAUGGAUGUUCAGAGAUGCAGAGACUGAUGAGCCACUGAGGGUGAACUGCAAAGAACUGUAUCUUCCUAAACCAGCAGAGGGUAGAAAUGCUAAUAUCACUUUACCAGUUUACAGCCUAAAGGAUCGUGCUCUUCAGGUUAUUCGGCGUCUGGUACGAGCAGAAGACUACAGGAGGUUGGAAAUAGCACGGUGUCUCCACGAGGAGCUGGAAGAUCUGCCCAGUGUAUUGAAAGAUCUCCAGCGCAUGAACCAGCGAGUAGAGCAGCAUCUGCUGGAGAGGAUCCAUUGCCAGGAGGAAUGAGGGAUGAAACUGGAUGAAUCAUAGUCCCAUAUAGACAGCAAUAAUAUAUUCCACAAUAUUAGAAAGCACAGAAGCCAGAAUGAAUUAAAUAUAAGAUACAACGUUGGAGUUACGUCUUGGGUGAGUGAGCAGCUGUUGCAAAGUCUUACAUUUGCUGCAAAGGAAUUGGAUCUGCUGUCUGUUAUAUUCACUCAUUGGCUUAGGCAAAUGUCUUCCUCUGCAGAAAAAAAAACUUUGUUGCAUUCACCCUUUAGGACAAGAAGUGUUCAGUUCAUCUUCAGUUAAAUAUUAUUGUUUAACCUCUAAAAUGGUAUUUAUUCCUUAAAGGCAAGAGAAAUGGGGACCUUCUAGUUAUUGAUACCUAUCUGAUGUCCCUCUCUACUUUGUUUUGCCAUAUUGCCACUCUGUCCUAUGCACAAGACAUAUCUUUCAGUACAACUGUGUUUUUUUCAUGCAAAAACAGUGUUAUAACUUCUGUCCUAAAUAUCAUGUUAUAAAGGAGACUAAAUAAAAAGUAUAUGGUCACAUUAGAUAGAUAGAGAAUUUCAGAGAGAUAUGUGUUGUUAAUAUUCUGAGUGGGAAUGCCUGAGAUAAGGUGAUCUUAACCAAUUCCGUUUACUGCACAUCACCCCUCAUAAACAUCUUACUUUGUUAUUCUAGCAGUUAAAAGACUGAACUCUUAAAUUAACUCUCAUCCUAAAGCUUUUGCUUUGGAACUUUAAAUCUGGAAAAGAAUUUGGAGUAAUUAUGGGUAUAUUUUCCAAGUUGUUCUAUUCUGCUGGAUGUAGACAUUUUUCAGAAUAUACCUAUCAACAUAAAUGGACCGUCUCUAACAUAACUUAGUCUUCUAACAUUUUGUCUUGCUGCUGAUUUCCUAUAGUAAAAAACAAUUAACAUUGUCUUUGCAUUUUUUAUAGACUAGGCUGUAAAAA
Etheostoma cragini (Arkansas darter) is the source of this 1719-nucleotide messenger RNA. RefSeq names its product von Hippel-Lindau tumor suppressor (gene vhl). The coding region runs from base 293 to 787 and encodes 164 amino acids. The transcript is spliced from 3 exons. The record is from RefSeq and is a predicted model, not a curated record. NCBI's taxonomy places the organism in Eukaryota, Metazoa, Chordata, Actinopteri, Perciformes, Percidae.